GAGUACAUUUAUAUAUCUAAACUGAAGCUUGUAUACAUUCUUUGAGCUCCAGAAAUACUAUUGAGGAGAAUAAUAUCAUAGACAGAAUUGUGAAACACAAAAUUUCCAAACAAAAUUGCAGCACAAAUACUACAAUUGAAAAAGAAAAGAGAAGAUGGCUGAGGGAGCGACUCUUGCCUUCGUUUUGGACAAGUUGUACUCCAUAUUCCAAGUAGGCGUGCAUCACUUCAGUGGGGUUCAUGAAGAUGUUAAGUUCAUUAGAAGAAAAUUAGAUGAAAUAUGGGCAUUCCAUAGAGCAGCUGCUACGGGGGAAAGGAUGGAUCCAGAACUUCAAAAGUUUGUUGGGAAAUUGAGAGAUGUUCUUCACUGCACUGAGGAUGUCCUCAACCAGCUUCCAGUUCAUGCUGCCAACAACAAUGGGUGUGGAUUCCACAGCUUUCUCCUCAAGAUUUAUACUUCCUUCAAGAAACAGAAUGUUUACCACCAAAAUGCUGCUAAUAUACAUAGGAUCAAAUUGGAAAUUGAUACAAUUCUUGAUCAACUACCAAAAUAUGAUAUUAGCAAGAAGGGCAAAGGUUCAAGCUCUACUUCUGCAGCUGAAACAUGGAUUGACCAACGAGAACAAGCCCUUCUACUAGAGGAGCAAGAGUUAGUGGGCAUUGAAAAUCACAGAGAGCAGCUGAUUACUUGGCUGGCAGAUGGUGAUUCUAAACUCAAAAUUAUUGCAAUAUGUGGAAUGGGAGGAUUGGGAAAGACCACCCUAGCAAAGAAAGUUUAUGAUGACUCCAGAGUGAAGAAACAUUUUCACUUCCAUGUUUGGAUCACUGUCUCAGAAUCAUUCAAGAUCACUGACCUACUAAAAGACAUGAUGCAGCAGCUCUAUGCCGAAUUCAAGCAGCCAGUCCCUCAGGAAGUGGAAACCAUGAAGUCAACCAAGCUGAAAGAAGUAGUAAAAAAUUUCCUCCGGCAAGGGUCCUACAUACUUGUGCUAGAUGAUGUGUGGAGUUUAGGAGCAUGGAAUUCUAUCAAAUCUGUAUUGCCUAGAGGAAAUGGUGGCCGAGUGAUGCUCACAACUCGCGAUGCCGCUGUAUCUUCUACCUCUUCUAAGGAAUUCAAUGGCCACAACUUUGAGUUGAAACCACUAUCUGCGAAAGAGUCUGAAGAACUGUUCAACAAGAGGACGUUUAAGAAGGAAAUCUGUCCUCCUUAUUUGCAGAAAGUUUCCCAAAGUAUUUUAGAAAAAUGUGAGGGGCUGCCACUGGCAAUCAUUGCAAUCAGCGGUCUUUUGUUUACUAAGAACAAAAGCCUACCAGAUGAGUGGGAAAUGGUUGAUAGGAGCCUUGGUGCAGAACUGAGAGAUAAUAAUGAAAUCGAGUUCAUGAAAGAAAUUUUGUUUCUCAGUUAUGAAAAAUUGCCUUACAUUGUAAAAUCUUGCUUCUUGUACUUUAGCAUCUUUCCAGAGGGCCAUCCUAUAGAGUGCAUGAGACUGAUUCGCUUGUGGGUAGCAGAAAGAUUUGCAGAAGUAAUGGAAGAAAGAACAGCAGAAGAAGUUGCUCAGGGAUACCUCAAGAUGCUUUUGGACAGAAACUUGAUCCAGGUGGCAAAGAGAACAAGUGAUGGAAGGGUCAAAACAUGUCGUGUCCAUGAUAUCCUGCAUAAGAUUUCCAUUUUGAAGUCAAAAGAUCAAAAUUUUUCUGCAGUAGCGAAACAACAAGAUGAAGUAUGGCCUGAAACAGUUCGAAGGCUAUCCAUACAUAAUACAAUGCAGAAUAUAAAGCAGAUCAAGACAUUUUCACAACUCCGUUCCUUAUUCAUGUUUGGAUUGACAGAUUCCCUAUCAUCCAUGCACACAUCGUUCCCUGAAAGUUUUGGUAUGCUUAAUGUACUGGAUUUGCAAGGUGCACCUUUAGAGAUAUUUCCAGCUGAAAUUGUGAAGCUGUCCCUCCUAAGGUACUUGAGUUUGAAAAAUACCAUGGUGGGAAUAAUUCCACCAUCCAUUGGAAAGCUUAGAAACCUACAAACUUUGGAUCUCAAACAUUCCUAUGUCAGUAAAUUGCCUAUAACAAUCCUGAAGCUCAAAAAACUCCACCAUCUCCUGGUGUAUCGGUAUGAGUUCGAACCUUAUGCUCACUUCAACUAUAAAUAUGGUUUUGAAGCACCUGCAAAAAUAGGAGAGUUGAAAAACCUGCAGAAGCUCUGCUUUAUAGAGGCAAAUAAAGAAAGCCAUAUUAUAAUGACAGAGUUGGGGAAGCUAAAGGAACUACGAAGGUUAGGCAUCACUAAGUUGAGAAGAGAAGAUGGGAAGGUUCUGUGCUCUUCCAUUCAAAAGCUAAGUAAGCUUCGAGCACUGUCUAUAACUGCAGUUAAAGAGGAGGAAAUCAUUGACCUUCAAUGCCAAUUUUCACCUCCUCAGCAUCUUCAGAGAUUGUACUUGACAGGGCGUCUAGAAAAGCUACCAGAAUGGAUAACCAUGGUCAACAGACUGGUGAAAUUGUUUCUUAAAGGGAGUCGACUUAAACAAGAUCCAUUUACAGAUCUUCAACAUUUGCCGAAUCUAAUUCAUCUUGAAUUACUUCAGGCUUUUGAUGGAGAGAUUGUGUCAUUUGCUACUGGAGGGUUUCAGAAGCUCAAAAUAUUAGGUCUUGAUAAAUUCAAUGAUCUGAAAAGCAUACAUGUGGAGAAAGGGGCAAUGCCUCGCCUUGAAAAACUCAUCAUCCAGCGCUGCAACUCCUUAAGAAAAGUUCCCUCAGGAAUUGAGCAUCUGACUAAAUUAAAAGUGCUAGAGUUUUUUGAAAUGCCUGAUGAAUUGAUUAGGACAUUGAGUCCAAAUGAACAAGGUGAAGAUUUUAGCAGAGUUGCACACAUCCCACAAGUUAACUCUUCCUACUGGAGAGGUGGAGGGGUCUGGGAUAUCCGUCCUUUACAAAUGUAUUCUGAAGGAGAGAGCUCUUCUAGCCAUGAAAUCGCCAAAAACAGCCAUGAACCUCUGAAUUGUUGGAAAUAGUGGAAAGAAGGGAAUCGCAGAUUGCAUCAAGGAAAAUGCGCCUAAUCAUUCAAAGUACAGCUAACUUGAUUGCUGCAGAUCAGUAUCAGAUAUAUGGCAGGAAAGACUUUAAGGGAACGAGAAAAACAUGAAUUUGUGGGAUAUUCAAUUCAGCUACUGAGCUACAGAGUUGCAGCCGUAAAGUCAAAGGUAGUUUCAGCAAAGAAUUUGAUUGCUUAGCUUCAGUUUCAUGUAAUCUUAAAAGGUAAAUACAUAUGUCUAUAAUCUAUUGUUUGCAAUGCUUCAUAUUUCGCCAUCUUGCUAUGCAGUUUAGGAUAAGACUCACUGCUGUGUACUUGUAAUGAGGCUUUAUUGUCUGCAUAUAGCCUUGUAGCCAGUAGCAACACUCUCCAGUCUCCACCUACUUUAUUUUGUUAUCAGGAAUUUUAUCAGUUAUCGAAAGAAAAGUUAUUAGACUUAGUUUAUGCUAUGUUUGUCUUGUUUUUUAAUAUGUACAAAAAAAAAAGUAUAGUUCAGUGUCAAUGCAUUGCAGAUUUUCAAAAUAAAUAUAUGGCAAGAAGAAUAUAUUAUAAUUGUUAGCAAGGUUGUGACCAGUGGUCAAUUCUAUUGAGAAUGGUUAUAAUAUUUGACAGUUGUGUUGAUGUCCAGUAAAAAAUUUCUCUUAAAAUGAUGAAACGUAAAUAUUUAUAGAGAGGUUUGAUAUAUGGCAGGGCAUAACUCAUAAAAUAACAUAAUAUGGGAGAUCUCGGAUACAUGAAACC
This is a messenger RNA of Manihot esculenta (cassava), 3765 nucleotides long. Its product is annotated as disease resistance protein RPM1-like. The transcript has a single exon. The coding region runs from base 155 to 3004 and encodes 949 amino acids. NCBI's taxonomy places the organism in Eukaryota, Viridiplantae, Streptophyta, Magnoliopsida, Malpighiales, Euphorbiaceae. The record is from RefSeq and is a predicted model, not a curated record. Gene Ontology annotation, biological process: defense response to other organism. Gene Ontology annotation, molecular function: ADP binding.